Molecule: messenger RNA, 708 nt
Organism: Vairimorpha ceranae
Lineage: Eukaryota; Fungi; Microsporidia; Nosematidae
Product: protein phosphatase type 2a phosphotyrosyl phosphatase activator
Exons: 1
Coding region: 1-708 (235 amino acids)
Biological process (GO): mitotic spindle organization
Cellular component (GO): nucleus; cytoplasm; protein phosphatase type 2A complex
Molecular function (GO): peptidyl-prolyl cis-trans isomerase activity; protein tyrosine phosphatase activator activity
Source: RefSeq, a predicted model, not a curated record
AUGAACAUUGAUUUUCUUUCAACACCAUCGUACAAGUGUAUCAAAAUCUUUAUUAAUGAUAUUGUAUCUUCAAUACAAAAAGAUAAGCAAAUUGAAAAUAAUAAUAUAAUUAAUAUUUUAGAAAAUAUUUAUAAUAUUAUUCAUAGUGUACCGCUAUCAAAUGAAAAAGGAAGAUAUGCUAAUCCCAAUUCUAAGGAUGUAUUUAAUAAAAUCUUAGAGGUUGAUGUUACUUCCUUUUUUGAUUUCAAUAUAAAUAGUACAUUGGAUAUUAAUAAUCUGUUAGAAUUAAAUAAAUAUUUACAUAGCUCAUUUGGUAACAGUAAAAGAUUAGACUACGGAACAGGACAUGAACUUAAUUUUUUAUGUUUUUGUUAUGUUGCUUAUAAAUCUAAUAUUUUAAGUAUCAAUGAAAUAUACUUAGUAUUCAAACAAUACUGGAGAAUAUCAAAAUAUUUUAUAAAUAAGUUUAAUUUGGAACCUGCCGGGUCUAAAGGAUCUUGGUCGUUGGAUGAUUAUCAAUUAUUACCUUUUGUAUUCGGUGUUGCAGAAAAUGGAGACUUUUUUCAUAAUUUACGUCUAAUUAAUAAAAGUGUAGUGCUUUUACAGUUACGGAAUAUUGAUGACUAUAUUAAAAUGUAUGAUAGAGAAGUAUUAAGAAGACAUGUAGUUACUAAAAGCUUUAUAUACGGAAAAUAUCUAAUACAAUAA